AUGCUCCUCCUGCUGCCCUUCGACAGCCUCGUCGUCAACCUGCUGGGCAUUUCCCUCACGGUCCUCUUCACCCUGCUCCUCGUCUUCAUCAUCGUGCCGGCCGUUUUCGGCGUCUCCUUCGGCAUCCGCAAGGUUUACAUGAAGACGCUGCUGAAGGUUUUCCAGUGGGCGACGCUGAGGAUAGAGCGCGGCGCCAAGGAGAAGAACCACCCGCUCUACAAGCCCUAUGCGAAUGGUAUCAUUGCCAAGGAGCCCACGUCGCUGGAAGAGGAGAUCAAGGAGCUGCGCCGGAGCGGCAGCGGCAGAGCCCUGGACGCGCCCGAGUUCGAGCUCUCCGACAUCUUCUACUUCUGCCGCAAAGGCAUCGAGACCAUCAUGGACGAUGAGGUGACCAAGAGGUUCUCGGCGGAGGAGCUCGAGUCCUGGAACCUCCUCAGCAGGACCAACUACAACUUCCAGUACAUCAGCCUGCGCCUCACGGUGCUCUGGGGGCUGGGCAUGCUCAUCCGCUACUGCUUCCURCUGCCCCUCAGGAUAGCCCUGGCCUUCACUGGCAUCAGCUUGUUGGUGACCGGUACCACAGUGGUGGGCUAUUUGCCAAAUGGAAGGUGCAAGGAGUUCCUCAGCAAACACGUGCACCUCAUGUGCUACCGCAUCUGCGUGCGAGCCCUCACUGCCAUCAUCACCUACCACGACCGGGAAAACAGGCCCCGGAACGGCGGCAUCUGCGUGGCCAACCACACGUCCCCCAUCGACGUGAUCAUCCUCGCCAGCGACGGCUACUACGCCAUGGUGGGCCAGAUACACGGAGGCCUCAUGGGCGUCAUCCAGAGAGCCAUGGUGAAGGCCUGUCCCCACGUGUGGUUUGAGCGCUCCGAGGUCAAGGAUCGUCACCUCGUGGCCAAAAGGCUGACAGAGCACGUCCAGGACAAGAGCAAACUGCCCAUUCUCAUCUUCCCCGAAGGCACCUGCAUCAACAACACCUCCGUGAUGAUGUUCAAGAAGGGAAGCUUCGAAAUCGGAGCCACCGUUUAUCCCGUAGCCAUUAAGUACGACCCGCAGUUCGGAGAUGCCUUUUGGAACAGCAGCAAGUACGGCAUGGUGACCUACCUGCUGCGCAUGAUGACCAGCUGGGCCAUCGUCUGCAGCGUCUGGUACUUGCCGCCCAUGACCAGGCAGCCCGAGGAGGACGCCGUGCAGUUUGCCAACCGCGUCAAGUCGGCCAUCGCCAGGCAGGGAGGCCUCGUGGAUCUGCUCUGGGACGGAGGCCUGAAGAGGGAGAAGGUSAAAGACACGUUCAAGGAGGAACAGCAGAAACUCUACAGCAAAAUGAUUGUAGGCAACCACGAAGACCGGAGCCGCUCGUGAGCCUGCAGCGCCCYGGCGCCGGCGCGGAGCCCUCGCCCGGAGCGGCUCCUUGGACUCUGGCCGCUCCGGAGCCGCUCGGACUCGCUCCUUGGUCCUCCGGCUUUUGUCCCCGGAGGCCCUUUUGCUGCCCGGGGCUCCAGGGGCCCUGGGCAGCUCU
Molecule: messenger RNA, 1525 nt
Organism: Nothoprocta perdicaria
Lineage: Eukaryota; Metazoa; Chordata; Aves; Tinamiformes; Tinamidae
Gene: GPAT4
Product: glycerol-3-phosphate acyltransferase 4
Exons: 12
Coding region: 1-1368 (455 amino acids)
Biological process (GO): triglyceride biosynthetic process
Cellular component (GO): endoplasmic reticulum
Molecular function (GO): glycerol-3-phosphate O-acyltransferase activity
Source: RefSeq, a predicted model, not a curated record